AUGGCUCCUUUAGAAAUCAUCGGUGCAGGAUUCGGCCGUACAGGUACAAUGAGUUUACGAGAUGCUUUGAAUUAUUUAGGAUAUCGUACGCAUCAUAUGGAAAACAUUUUGCUGGAUCCUGAACAAGUACCUGAGAUAUUCGAAAGCGCGUACAAGUAUCCAAAUCAACCAGUGAACUGGGAACGAGCUUACCAUGGUUAUAACGCGGCUGUAGAUUGGCCAACAGCAGCCUUUUUUGAUAAGCUGUAUGCAGUGUAUCCAGAUGCAAAGGUUAUAUUGACAAUUAGAGACCCUGAGGUAUGGUUUGCAUCAAUAUCCAAAACGAUUCAUGAAUGGCCUGGUGUAGACGAAACGUGGCCACAGCAGAUUUUACGUGCAAGGAAAAUGGCACGGGUGGUUGUUCGUGAUGGAGAAUUAGGAGGCGCAAACUUGCAAGAACGAAAAGAAAAGCUCAUUCAAAAGUUCUUGAAUCAUAUCGAACAUAUCAAAAAGACUGUCAAGCCCGAAAACUUACUCAUCAUGCAGUUGGGUGAAGGCUGGGAAAAACUCUGCGACUUUCUUAGUGUACCCGUUCCGCCCAUUCCUUUUCCUCAUUCUAACAAAGGAGACGAUUUUCCGAAAUUAUUGGCAAGCAUCCGUAAUCAAUGUACUGAAAAAAGUGAUACGAACUAA
Messenger RNA from Rhizopus microsporus ATCC 52813, 672 nucleotides. RefSeq lists its product as uncharacterized. Bases 1 to 672 code for a protein of 223 amino acids. The record is from RefSeq and is a predicted model, not a curated record. The transcript is spliced from 2 exons. Lineage: Eukaryota; Fungi; Mucoromycota; Mucoromycetes; Mucorales; Rhizopodaceae.